Messenger RNA from Fonsecaea erecta, 2229 nucleotides. RefSeq lists its product as hypothetical. Lineage: Eukaryota; Fungi; Ascomycota; Eurotiomycetes; Chaetothyriales; Herpotrichiellaceae. The transcript has a single exon. The record is from RefSeq and is a predicted model, not a curated record. The coding region runs from base 1 to 2229 and encodes 742 amino acids.
AUGAGCCAAGAAGCUCCAGCAGGUUUCCAUGUGCCAGCCGCUUGUCCCUACACAAUUGAAGUGAUCCAGACCAGCGGCUGCACGAACUCGAAGACGUACCUCAUCCGAGAGUUUGAUCGGUACGGCGAAUUCCCGCACAUCUACGCGAAGAUAUGCGGCAGCCCCUCCUCGUCGGCCACACUGAGCAGCCACAGCCCUGGUCUUGGGCACAGCAAUGUCUGUUGGGCACCUGGAUCGGAAGGAGACAGAGUCAUCAUCCUCAGCGACACGGGGUGCGGGACGGAGACGCCCCGACAUCACAGUUCAGCCCCUCCAGCGCAGAAGUCCCACGGGCGUGCUGAACCGGAGGUCUGGAAUAUCCGCACGUUUCUCGAGUACACGAUCAACCCCGGCGGAAGGAUACCCUACCUGAUUAUGACCACUCACUGUCACUACGACCACAUCAUGGGCAUCGGGAAAUUACCGCCCACCUCAACCGCCCCCCGACCAAGAGACUUGCUGACCACAGAGUCUGCUGCCCGCCCUCCGACGACCGUUCUCUCUUCCUCUUACGGCAAAUCCUUCAUCACCCCCUACGCCAAUCUCCAGGACCACAGCCUGUGCGACAAGCUCGGUCUCCAGGCACCGCGGUAUGAUGUGGGAAUCUGGGCCCAGGACAUGUCGCGUGUGGUCUUUACACCUCCGACUACGAUCUCGUCCCCCUCGCCUUGCAACACAGAUCCCUCUCUGUGGCCCACGCUGCCUACCAGUAUCAUCACAACGUCGCUGACGAUCCUCCACACGCCCGGACACACGCCGGACUCACUCUCGUGGUACGACGCAGACCUCCGGCUCCUGUGUGUCGGGGACAGUUUCUAUGUCAAAGAGACAUCGGCCACGCACGACGCAAAAUGGGGCCCGGAGCCCCCGAUGCCGGUCAUUUUCGACCUGGAGAGUGAUCUCGGACAGUGGUGGAGAAGUCUGAAGAAGGUGCUGGAUUUUGUCCGGGCAAGGAAUGCCGAGUUCGAGAAAGGCGAGGGCCCUGAGGACGAGAGAUUGAGUGGUGUGAAUGCCAAGGGAAGUGACGAGGCUCAUGCUGAAGCUGAAGCGGCGGCGGCGGAAGAUGAUAAUGAUGAUGAAGGGUUCGUGUACAUCGACGCCGACGAGGUGGCGCGUGCGACGUGGAAGAACGACGUGGAAGGGGUUUCCCAAGAGAGAGCGGAAUCUACCCUACCGUCUCGUCCAGAGACAGAGAGAACUGUCACGGCGAAACAAGAAACGGCACGAGCACCGGCGCAACCACAGACGGGCUUCGACAUCCCGUCGCCCAGCAAGCGCGGCGUCAUUGCAUUGCCGAUCUGUCCCACACCCAACGGCCGUCCACUGGGAGGAGAUCAGGGUGCAGCUGAUGACGACGUGUGGAUGGUCGUCGUCGACCCGGUUGCUCGGCCUCGUCCUCACCGUAAUCCCGACCACCACCCACCAGCUCGUCUCCGUCUGGAUCCCAUCAUCACGUCGCACCGGUUUCACUCUCAUCUGCCGACCUCUUCGUUGAAGAAAAAGAAGAAGGACGGAAACCCCUUCCUCCCUGCUCCGCGCAUCUCGUCGGCGCGACCCCCAAGCUCUUGCUCGCCCUCGAUCCCACAACCUUGCAGCCGGGCGAGCACACGGCCCCGAGUGCGCCUCUGCGCCGCGCACACGACGGUCUCGGUCGACGCGGAGCGGGCCAUCCUCACCAUGCAGCGCUUCAUGUUGCGGGUCCUCGAAAACGGCGUGCCCCGCCGACGCGCCUCGGACGGCCCUCGCGGCGAGGAGCGCUGGCUGUGGGACGACGCGCUCUCUUCUUCUCCUCCGCCUUCUUCACGCUCGAGCGGGCGUGGUUCCACUGCCGUGAGGAUGAUGCGCCACGACGCCGGAGUCCAUAUGGUUCGAGAUCUCGAACGCGCAGAACGCAGAUCCGGAUAUAGUAGUAGUCAUGAACAUGACCAUGACCAUGACCAUGGCUAUGGCUAUGGCUAUGGCUACGGUCAUAGAGGAGAACGGCGGCCUGCUAACCUGACGAAUAAUGGGAGCGCACCACCGGCGUCUUCUGCUGCUCCAGCCCCGAGCACCGACACAUUCAGGAACGGGAACGUGGACAUGGACAGGGACAGGGACAGGGCCAGUUUCAGUUACAGCGUCCUCGCGCCGCUGAGCGUGAUCGAGGAAGGCCGGAGAAGCAUUCUCGGCCGCCCAGCCGGGGUGGUAUAG